AUGCCGGGUUACAAAGAGCGUUCUAGCAUCCUGCAGGAUCUCGGAGACACGAUAUUCAAACUCGUGUGCGAUUGGGCCACACCCGAGCAGUGGGCCGAGUGGCUGAGGGCUCCGCUGGAGCAUGCGGCAGCCACGGGGGCAGGAGGAGACAUCAAAGCGAAAGCCCCCCACACCUGGCAUACACCCCUGGAUCUGACGGUUACUGGCGGGAAGGAGGCUGCUGCAAAGGCACUAAUCAUGGCCGGGGCGGAUGGUCACAUGUGGGAACACAGAGUAGCGAAGGACCUGUUGCUGAGUGGAGCCAACCCUAUUCAGGCAGGAUCGAACGGCAAUUUCCCCAUCCACCUCGCUGCUUGCCACGGUCUAGAUGAGGUGGUGUUGGCAGUUGUCGAGAAGGGGAUUGACCUGAAUUGCCUCAACAACAAACGAGAGAUUCCUCUCCUUCUAGCGUUGCUGCGAAUUGCAGCCUGCGAGAACAAAGCAGCUGCCAUCCGAGUGCUGUUCGAAGCCGGAGCCGAUAUCGAAGCCAGGCUGACUCUCUUCCAACUGGGAGCCAAGGUCAACUCAAAGGAGAAUGAACGAAUCACUUCGUUGUCUUCGGCGUGUUCCUUCGGCAACCAUGACGCCGCGGGCCUGCUAUUGAGUUGGGGUGGGGACGAGAACGCCAUGGACUCAGAGGGAGAGACUGUCGUCUUCAUGGUGAUGCAACAGAUCGCUGAAGCUCCCGCAUCUGUUCGCCCGCCCCUUGAGCGUCUUUCCAGGCUUCUGGCCCGUGCUCCGCAGGACAGGGCCUGGCGUCGCCGGGGCUUCCUUGUCCUUGGCCGUGUUCACCCAGACAGGGUGCGACUGGCAGUGGAGAUCCCUCCAGCAGCAGCUGAUGCUACCGAGCAGCCGCAGCAACGCCCAAGGCGCCGUGCUAGCACGGGGCAGGUGGAGGUGGAUGGAACGAACGGAGGUGGGGGUGGAACAGGUGCGAGCAGUGGCGUUCGGGCCGGGAUUGAAGCUGUGCAUGAAGGCACCGUCGCUGGGUUCGGUGGUGUGUCGGCCUGGAUGAUGGCACUGACAGAGGAGGGCGUGUUCCGCAGGAUCGUGGGCUUCCUGUAGUGUGUGGAAGAACAAUCAGGUCCGUUGCUGUUAUGUUUUUUUUCUUUUGCGGUUCAAACGGUAGCGUUAUGUCUCACUGUCUGAUGUGUACACACGGGAAUCUUAGGCGGCAUCUAUCUGAUGUUGUUUGCCGCGGCAAGUUUUGACGGCAAGAUUACAGAACACAAAUCCUACCCAGUGCUCGCGCGGUUCGGGGUGGUUGUGUAGACAGGUGUUUCACCCAUUCGCGGUUCAAUUAGAACUCCGCUUUCUGGAUAGUACAAGUGUAGCUCCCUCUCCUGUAUUUUCCCAAACUCUCUGUCGUCAGGUGUGGCUUGGGGAAAAUCUAUCGAAAUGUCGCGACUCUCCAGAAGAUUUUUCUAGUUUGGGUCUGCGUUGAAACCCUGUUGUCUUCCUCCUGUGGAAUCUGCAGCCGCGUUUUUAUUUUCAUUGGUGUCCUGAAUAUAUUCGCUGCAUGCAUAGCAUUGACUUGGAAGCAACACCUUGCCUGGUGAUCAAACGAGUUUUCUGUACGGUCUGUCAGCAAGCUGGUAUCUUGAGCUUUUCCCUAUCCGUGUCUCCUCCCCCCGUUUGCGCACACUCUUUCGAAAACGUGUUUCGGGCAUCAGCAUCCACUUACGGCAGCGUGGUCUGGAUGACCAAUGGUGAAGGAUCUCAUGACUCACAAGCAGCGGCUCCUCUGUGAUAUAUAAACUUUAAACAUGGUCGUGCGCUCGGUGCUGUCUAGGCGUGCCUCGAACCCAACGUACGUAUUCCAGCUCCGGCCAAGCCCACACCACGUUGCUAUAACCAUGACACAGGAACACGCUCUUUCGGCCCGCCCGCCGGGACUCUCUGUGAUGGUCGGAAUUGUGUUUUCUAUUUGUCUUCCCUUCGAUGUGUUGCCCGGCUUUGCAUCUGAUUCUCCGCAAGAUGUCGACAGUUAUGCCCUCGUUUUCUGCUUCUGGAGCAAGAUGUUUCAAAGAGUUCUUGUUCCUGUCGCUGUUGAACAACUUCUCCCUUUUGCUUGGUCUUGCAGGAAGUAUAUUUGACGUCUCCUGGUCUGUACUCUGUUUAUCCUUGCGGUGAAUGGGUCUUUGUACGGCUCUUUAGGUGGCUGGUAGUUUUUCAACUGUCCGUCGAGCUCAGCAUCCGUUGAUCAUACCUAUUAUUUGGUUGUGUCUGUUGUUCGUGUCUCGCUGCACAUGAGCCACCGUGUCUUGUGUGACGGGUCAUAUCGUUCGCCUGGGCUUGGCCGCCCUAUUUUGUUUCUUGGGCAACGCCCUUUCCUCUCUCCCCUUCGUCUCUCCUCUUCCUUGUGCUCUGGCGAUUUUUUUUCUUUGUGUGGCGGCGUGUGCGUGUGUUUGUUACUUUCGUGCUAGCCAUUCGCCUCGUUUGUGCUAGUCUAUUGCCCCGCAGUCCCGUACCCCCGCUCACCUCUACAGUGUUUUUGUGCUUGAUGAGAGCUUAGCCAGCGAGGGGCAUUUGAACAAGUGAUGGCGAACAGAAAUGUAUCCGUUUCUUGUUCGAUUUUUUGUGUUCGUAUCGGUACCGAUGGCCGGACGGGGGCGGGGCAGCUCUACGGCGAGCUGUUCGUCCCUGGGAACAAGCGAUUAUUUUCUGUCUUUGUGGGUUGCGGUCUUCUCGGAUGCGGUUUCGGAUGGAGCACACAACAAGAUCCAUAUGUAAGUGGAAGAGAGAUCAUGGUCUGGCUGAUGGUGGUCUGUGUGUGUGAGUGAGUUCGUGGUCAAUUUGCCGUGACUCUGUGUGGACCCGAUGUGGGACUGGCUGAUUGCUGACCUCUGGUGUGAUGCGCUCUGGGCUGCGUAGUGAACAAUAUAGGAGUCUUGAUUCGAAGCGUUUUUGCCGGAACUUCCGUUGUCCAGCUUGUCUUUGCUUGCGGAUAGAUGGCAUGACGGAAGGGAAGGAUUGUUUUCUUUCUUGUUGUUGUUGUGUUGGUCGGCAGCUUGUCAUCACAGUAAGCGAGACAGGGUGUUGGACACGCUAGGACGCGCGUUUCUUUUUCGUUCGAACCUCGAACAACGGUGCCGUCGAUUCAUGUUUCCUGUCGUCAGCAAUCCUCUGGUGGUGUUGGUGCCGGGACGGUUUUGUGAUUUCUUGCGGGAUCCAUGGACUGCCAGUGCCCG
Molecule: messenger RNA, 3230 nt
Organism: Ectocarpus sp. CCAP 1310/34
Lineage: Eukaryota; Phaeophyceae; Ectocarpales; Ectocarpaceae
Source: the annotation of a GenBank genome assembly